Messenger RNA from Perkinsus marinus ATCC 50983, 868 nucleotides. RefSeq names its product deoxyribose-phosphate aldolase, putative. Gene Ontology annotation, molecular function: deoxyribose-phosphate aldolase activity. The transcript is spliced from 2 exons. Gene Ontology annotation, biological process: carbohydrate catabolic process; deoxyribonucleotide catabolic process. The record is from RefSeq and is a predicted model, not a curated record. Gene Ontology annotation, cellular component: cytoplasm. Bases 1 to 792 code for a protein of 263 amino acids. NCBI's taxonomy places the organism in Eukaryota, Perkinsozoa, Perkinsida, Perkinsidae.
AUGCCCAGUUACGCGGUUCCCUUCGUUAGAGGGUCUGGCGCGGAGCCUCCAACCUUCACUUGCCCAAAUGCCUACGCCUCAUCCAAGUUGCCUCCUAAGAAAAAUAAACUAAUCGAUCAUACUCUGCUGAAGCCGGAAGCAAGCGAAAGCCAAAUCCGAAAGCUCUGUGAGGAAGCCAAACAAUACGACUUCGCCAGCGUGUGUAUCAAUCCUUACUGGGUUCCAUUGGGCCACGAAUUAUUGAAAGGGACAGAUGUUAGAGUUUGUACCGUCAUAGGGUUCCCCCUUGGGGCCUCGUCAAUAGCUUCGAAGGGGCUGGAAGCUGUUGAGGCCGUGAAGGACGGGGCUAGGGAGGUGGAUAUGGUUAUUAACGUAGGCGAGAUCAAGAGCAGAAACUACCAGGCAGUUGAGGAUGAUGUCUACUGCGUCGUGAACUCGGUUAGAGCCCAUCUAGCUAACACAGGAGCAGACCAGCAAACUGGCGGUGUAGUUGUGAAGGUUAUCUUGGAGUGUUGCCUCCUGACCGAUGAUGAGGUUGUUGAAGCUUGUAAAGUGUGUGUCUCUGCUGGCGCUGACUUCGUCAAGACGAGCACCGGCUUCAACAAAUUCGGUGCUACUGAGCAUCAUGUGAAACUCAUGCGCGAUACAGUUGGAGACAAGGUCGGGGUGAAAGCUGCUGGUGGAGUUAGGACUUCCGAAGAUAUGGACAAGAUGGUCAAAGCCGGUGCUACUCGAAUCGGCACUUCCAACGGUGUAGCCCUCAUGACCGGCGGUACUGGCAGCGGUUAUUAACGUCAGUACAACUUUCAGCGUUGGUUGGUAGGGCUAGUAGGCUCUGGUGUGAUUCUCGAUAUCAUGCGAAGUCUAU